Molecule: messenger RNA, 309 nt
Organism: Loa loa (African eye worm)
Lineage: Eukaryota; Metazoa; Nematoda; Chromadorea; Rhabditida; Onchocercidae
Exons: 5
Coding region: 1-309 (102 amino acids)
Source: RefSeq, a predicted model, not a curated record
AUGUUCUUAGGAUACGAUAGGAUAGUUUCAUUACUGUGUUUUCAGCUGAAUUCAUCUCAUAAAAGAAUAUUUUUAUCAAAUCAAUUUGUAUCAAUCACUGUUAUCACAAUUACAAUAUCUCAUGCAACCAAAAAUUGGAACAUUGUUACGGCGAAAAGAGGAGGAAUAGAUUUGAAAAGUGGGAAAGGACGAAAUAGGACAGACUACAUCGACAAAUCUAUCACAUAUUUGGUGACGAUUCGUUUCAACCAGAAAAGGGCAAUAAAUGUAAAUGAGCCGUAUUUUGUUGGCGUUAACAGUCCGAAAUAG